Molecule: messenger RNA, 531 nt
Organism: Geodia barretti
Lineage: Eukaryota; Metazoa; Porifera; Demospongiae; Tetractinellida; Geodiidae
Source: the annotation of a GenBank genome assembly
AUGGACAUGCGAUCGGCGCGUCGCCAGCGGGGCAGCUAUGACGUCAGCGCAUCGGACAAGCCGGUGAUCGGGAUGAUCAACGGCCUGGCCUACGGCGGUGGCUCGGUACUGUCGUCGUCGCUGGACAUUCGCAUCGGUUCCGACGCGGCGCGUUUCCGAUUUUUGGCCGCGGCCUAUGGGCGCAUCAAUUCCACCUGGACACUGACCAAUCAGGUUGGUUGGCCCCAGGCCAAAGAGCUACUGUUCACAGCCCGUGUUGUGGAAGCAGAAGAGGCUUAUCGUAUUGGCCUGCUCAACUACCUGGUUCCGGUUUAUCGCCUGCGCGAAAAAACGAUGGACAUUGCCACUCAGAUCGCCACCAACGACACUCCAUCGGUGAUCGGCAUUAAGCGAUUGCUGCUCCAGCACAUGGGCGGAAGCCUGGAACAACAGUGGGCCAACGAAAGAGAUUUUCACCACCAACGUGCUUCGCGGCACAUUGGCGGAAGAAGCAUUCCCGGAAUUUUUGGCCCGGCGCGGCCGACCGGUUAG